Entrophospora candida is the source of this 501-nucleotide messenger RNA. The record is from the annotation of a GenBank genome assembly. NCBI's taxonomy places the organism in Eukaryota, Fungi, Glomeromycota, Glomeromycetes, Entrophosporales, Entrophosporaceae.
AUGGGUGAUAGAUAUAUAAAGAUUGAAGAAGUUGGAGAAGGAACAUUUGGUGUGGUAUAUAGAGGUAGAGAUAAAAAAACAGGACGUGUUGUUGCAUUAAAAAAAUUUCAUAUGCGAAAUCAGUUUGAUGGUGGUGGUAUGCCCGCCAUACCCUAUACAGCUGUUAGAGAAAUAUCAAUAUUAAAAAGAAUUAAUAACAAGAACAUUGUAAAAGCACCUGAAAUACUUCUCGGAUGUCAACAAUAUUCAACUGGUGUAGAUAUUUGGAGUGUAGCCUGUAUAUUUGCUGAAAUGUUUUUGAAUGAUGCUUUAUUCAGAGGUGGCAGUGGAAUAGACCAACUUUUUAAAAUAUUUAGUUUACUUGGUACACCAAAUGAAAAUACAUGGCCUGGAGUUUCAAACUUGCAAAAUUAUAAAGUAAAUUUCCCUAACUGGGUAGCAAAAUCAUUAAAAUCACGUAUUCCAAACCUGGACUAUGAAGCAAUCGAUUUAUUAGAGUAA